AUGUUCAACAAAUCAUCACAAAUGCUUCUGGCAUCAUCUUCCUCAUCGGUCAAAAGACUUUUAACAAACGGUGCUGUCUUUGGAAGAAGUAGUAGGAAUAAGAUGGCAGCUGUACCAGUUCUAUAUCAUCAUCAUUCCUCAAAUUCUUCAUUCAUCGGAACAAGCAAUGGAGGAAGAGCCUUCUCAACAACCAUUCCAACAGAGACAGCUCAUCAACAACAACAAGAACAUACACCACACGUAUCGUUCGGAGAAUAUCAUCAAAGAACACAAUAUUGUGGAGAAAUUAAUCAGGAAUCUUUGGUCGGAAAGUCAGUCAAAAUCAAUGGAUGGGUGGAGAAUAUUCGAGUGAUUAAUCAACAUGAGUGUGUUUUCUUGACCAUUCGUGAUGUCAGUGGUGUCGUACAAGUUAUUCUGAAAAACAAAGAAUUAAUUGACUAUUUGAAAGAUAAUGAAGUGAAACCAGAAAGUGUGGUUUUUGUGAAUGGACAAGUGAAUAAGCGACCUCAAGAAAUGAUUAAUGAAAAGAUGGUAACUGGAGCUUUUGAGAUUGAGGCCACAGAAUUGGUGCUCCUCAACAGAGCCAAGACCUUACCACUACAACUAGUCAACGCUGAAGAAGAAAUUCGUCUCAAAUACAGAUAUCUCGAUUUAAGACGAAGACAAUUGGUUGAAAACUUGUCCAUUCGUUCCAAAGCUUUGGCCAUCACGCGAAAAUAUUUUGGAGAAAUGAAUAGAUUCCUUGAAAUUGAGACACCUACUCUUUUCAAAUCUACCCCUGAAGGAGCUCGUGAAUUUCUUGUUCCAACACGUCAACGUGGAAAAUUCUAUGCUCUCACACAGAGUCCACAACAAUACAAACAAUUAUUGAUGGUUGGUGGUAUGGAUAGAUAUUUCCAAAUUGCUAGAUGUUAUCGUGACGAGUCGGGAAGAAUGGACAGACAACCUGAAUUUACUCAAAUCGAUCUUGAACUCUCCUUCCUCACACAAAAGGAUAUUUAUGUUUUAAUUGAGAACUUUUUGAAAAUGCUGUGGAAGGAUAUUUUAGGAAUUGACAUCAAGACUCCAUUUCAACAAAUGAAAUACAGAGAUGCCAUGGAUCUUUAUGGCAGUGACAAACCUGAUCUAAGAUAUGAAGAUUUGAAAUUUAGUAACGUCACUGAAGUAUUCAGAAAUGAAAAGUGUCAUAUUGACAUUAUUAAUCAAACCAUUGCCAGUGACAGUACAAAUGGAUUUGUUUAUGCUCUCAAGGCAAAACAAAUUGGUGGAUCCAUGACAAGAAAACAAAUCGAACAAAUUGUAGAAAAGGCCAAGAGUGUUGAAAAAACACGUCUCAUUUUGGCCACCAAGAUUGGUAGCGAACCAACCUUCCUCAACAACAAACUCACAGAAAAGCAACAGCAAUAUCUUCGAGACAAGCUUGAACUCACUGAAGGAGACAUGCUCAUUUUGUCUGUGGACCCUGAUUGGGAAACCACAGUCAAGGGAUUGGGAAGAGUGAGAGAACAAUGUGCCAAAUACAUGACUGAACAAGGUAUUUACAAAUUUAACACCAUCGAGGAAAAGUAUAGAUUUUUGUGGGUCAUUGAUUUCCCACUCUUUGAAAAAGCAAAAGAUCAAUUUGGUCAGGCUCAUUUACACACCUCACGAGGACUCUCGAGUAUGCAUCAUCCUUUCACUGCUCCUCAUCCAGAUGAUAUUGGUUAUUUGUAUAGUGACAAUGUGAAGGAUAUUUUGAAAGUUCGUGGACAACAUUAUGACUGCGUGUUGAAUGGCGUCGAAUUGGGUGGUGGCUCGAUUCGUAUUCACAAUGCUGACAUGCAAAAAUAUGUUCUAGAAAAGGUUUUGGAAUUGGGUGAGGAGAGAACAAUGGUGAGAUUUGGACACCUUAUUGAGGCCUUGAGUUAUGGAGCUCCUCCACAUGGUGGUUUGGCACUUGGUUUUGAUCGUUUGGUUGCUCUUAUUUGUGGAGAGGAGAGAGCCAAGACUUUGCGAGAUGUGAUUGCAUUCCCAAAGAGUGCUUCUGGUAAUGAAAUUAUGACGCAAGCACCAGGACAAGUAGAGCCUGAGCAAUUACAAGAAUUAUUCAUUGGUGUUGUUGACGAAACUUCCAAAUAA
Molecule: messenger RNA, 2118 nt
Organism: Naegleria lovaniensis
Lineage: Eukaryota; Heterolobosea; Eutetramitea; Acrasida; Naegleriidae
Exons: 3
Coding region: 1-2118 (705 amino acids)
Biological process (GO): aspartyl-tRNA aminoacylation
Cellular component (GO): cytoplasm; mitochondrion
Molecular function (GO): ATP binding; nucleic acid binding; aspartate-tRNA ligase activity
Source: RefSeq, a predicted model, not a curated record